Molecule: messenger RNA, 1138 nt
Organism: Prosopis cineraria
Lineage: Eukaryota; Viridiplantae; Streptophyta; Magnoliopsida; Fabales; Fabaceae
Product: chaperonin-like RbcX protein 2, chloroplastic
Exons: 5
Coding region: 253-909 (218 amino acids)
Biological process (GO): ribulose bisphosphate carboxylase complex assembly
Molecular function (GO): protein folding chaperone
Source: RefSeq, a predicted model, not a curated record
AUCUCUUGCUUUUUCCUUCGCAAAUUUUGGACCUCACAAAUUUCGCCUCCUUCAGGUUCACACACACGUCACCCUUGAGCAUCCCCACCAUUUUCUCUCUGCACAUAUUUUCUUUGUGUCUUUUCACGAACACUUCUUCGCCUGCGUCCUUCACUUCUACCUAAUUGGCUUUCUUCAGUGCCUAUCUCUUAUUCUGUUCUGUUGAAAUUACUAUUGUUUGGGUUGAUUUGAGAUUGUCAGGAGAGGAAAAGGAUGGUGGGUGCUUUAUCUGUUGUGGGGGGUUCAUCAGUCAUGGACUCGCAGACUUCUCCAUGUCUGUGUGUGGAUGCUUUGCCUACGACGAGUGUGAAUCUCAAGAGUGGAGAUGUUAUUCUGUGGAGGAAUCCAACGGAGAAGAAGCAGAUAGUGAAAAGUGGGGCCAUGGAUUUGAGAAGUUCCUUCAUUGAUCCUGGGCGAGAGUGGCGGCUCUGUGUUACCAAAAGUUGCAAGAAGCAGCGCAAGGGACGAAAACUGGCCGUUGUCAAUGAGCUCGGUGGGCAAUAUGAGGACACUUUUGGUGAUGUUAAGAUGCAACUACUCAACUAUUUCACUUACAAGGCUGUGAGGACUGUUCUACACCAGCUGUAUGAGAUGAAUCCACCCAAAUACAGGUGGUUCUACAAUUUUGUUGUAUCAAACAAGCCAGAAGAUGGGAAACUUUUUCUCCGAACCCUUGGGAAGGAACACCAAGAACUUGCUGAGAGAGUGAUGGUAACGCGGCUUCAUCUUUAUGGUAAAUGGGUGAAGAAAUGUAAUCAUGCUGAGAUAUACCAAGAAAUCUCAGACGAGAACUUGGAGUUGAUGAGGGAAAGGCUCAUGGAGACUGUAAUAUGGCCCUCAGAUGAUACAAACACAGAAAAAAUUGGCUGAUAACAAGUCAGGACUUCUCAUCUUACCUUUUGUUUUGCUUCCUUUCUAUGUUUUAUCCUCUCCUAAGCUUAGGUAUAAUUUUUGCUUCAAUAUGUAGUCCUUUUCCUUCAAUUGUGAGCUCUGUGUUCUGUAAAUUGUGUAUAUAUAUCCAUGUUUUAGAUAGUUUGAUCCGAAGGAUUUACAAGUGGCCUAUAUAUUCUGGGCAACUGAGAACAGUAUUUCCGACAAA